This is a messenger RNA of Penicillium samsonianum, 1065 nucleotides long. RefSeq lists its product as uncharacterized. NCBI's taxonomy places the organism in Eukaryota, Fungi, Ascomycota, Eurotiomycetes, Eurotiales, Aspergillaceae. The transcript is spliced from 5 exons. The record is from RefSeq and is a predicted model, not a curated record. Bases 1 to 1065 code for a protein of 354 amino acids.
AUGUCAACUAACCCAUUCAAAGAAAACAUGAUAUGUGACCUUGGCACUAUCAAAGCUCAAUCUCAGCUCCCCAUCUCGAUGUCAACCCCCAUCACCUGCGAGAGUCAGACGGCGGCCAACACGAAACUAACCAGACCUCGCCGCCGCAGCAGAUCGAAUGUUGUCACGGGGCCUCCCAAGAGCCUUUGUCUACCCCGCUUGUGUGGUCUUGAAAACAUUGCAUCCGUCUUGAUCGUAAGGCAGGAGUCGCCGUGGGAUACCUAUCGGAAAGUCAUUACGUAUGAGAUCGCUGGCAAAGUUACAAUUGCCACACGCCGCACCCGUCCAUUCGGACGUCUUGAACACACGAACGUUCUCUCCUUACAUGAAUGCUACAUGCACGAAGAUCUUGCAUUCUUCUUGGUUGACGACUUGCCGCUGACUCUCGCGCAUGUUGUUGCUUUUCCAUCUGUUUAUCCCAGCGAGGCAGAAUUGGGAUCGAUUAUAUGCCAGAUCCUCGACGGUGUCCGCUGUUUAGCUUUAUCUGGUCUUGCGCAUCAAUCUCUGGCCUGUGACGAUAUAUUACUUGGUAUUGACGGGAUCAUCAAGAUAGCGUGUUUGGACCUUUGUGUAGAUUGUACACCAGAUCAAUCCGAAGCCGCAUAUAUUGCGGCCCUUCCGUUGAUUACGAUGCGGCUCAUGCAGAAAUGUGACAAAGAUGAAGGCGUUGUUGGCGUGAAUGAUUUGGAGCGAUGGCCAAUCGAUUCCGCUGCUGUGGGAUUUCUGUCCGCUACCGAGACGGCAGGAUCAAUCAAGUCUCUGAGACAUCAACCCCUGUUGGCGGGGAAGCACCGCCCAAGCGAUGAUCUGGUCGUUCUCGCAAGAGCAGCUCUGCUCUCCAGUAGUUUGAAUUUCGUUUACAACCCCGAAUUAAAAAGUGCUAAGGGACAAAGAUAUGGUGCACAACUCUCAGAUCUUCGCAAAUUCUCGUCAUGGUCGUACGACUUCACCAAUAUGCAACAUUCCACGCGUCUCCUACAGUUCUCUUGCUACAUAUUAGGGUAUUUUGUUUCUUCCGCGACAUAA